This is a messenger RNA of Populus trichocarpa (black cottonwood), 1745 nucleotides long. RefSeq names its product hydroxyproline O-arabinosyltransferase 1. NCBI's taxonomy places the organism in Eukaryota, Viridiplantae, Streptophyta, Magnoliopsida, Malpighiales, Salicaceae. The coding region runs from base 181 to 1260 and encodes 359 amino acids. The transcript is spliced from 8 exons. The record is from RefSeq and is a predicted model, not a curated record. Gene Ontology annotation, molecular function: glycosyltransferase activity.
CAACACUACAACAGUAACAGUUCACCCCGACAGCGUCUUCUCUCAGGCCUCAACAACUCCAUGACGACUUUUCUUUAGCAGCCACCACCUCCUCCCCCUCCAUUUCCAGCAGCCAUAUACACCUAUACAACACAGAGAGAAAUUGUUUUUAGAGAGAGAUUUUAGAGAGAGAAACAAAAAAUGGGUUGUGGGGAUCUCUUCUUUUCACUGCUUAUAACCUUCUCAGCAGCCCUUAUAACAUACAAUAUCCUUAUAUCAGCAAAUGCACCACUUAAGCAAGAACUACCGGGUCCAUCAUCAAGAUCAUCACUUUUAGUUGACCCAAUUAUCAAGAUGCCAUUCGGAAGAUCAAGUUUUGGUAAAAAGAGACUGUUUCAUACAGCUGUGACAGCUUCUGAUUCUGUGUAUAAUACUUGGCAGUGUAGGGUGAUGUAUUAUUGGUACAAGAAGCAUAAAGAUGGACCCAAUAGUGAAAUGGGUGGGUUUACUAGGAUCUUGCAUUCUGGAAAGCCUGACAAGUUUAUGGAGGAAAUCCCGACUUUUAUAGCACAGCCUUUGCCUUCUGGGAUGGAUCAGGGCUAUAUAGUUCUCAACAGACCUUGGGCAUUUGUGCAAUGGCUUCAAAAAGCAGACAUAAAAGAAGAUUACAUACUGAUGGCAGAGCCAGAUCAUAUUAUUGUUAAGCCCAUCCCAAACCUAUCUAAAGAUGGCCUUGGAGCUGCAUUUCCUUUCUUUUACAUUGAACCUAAAAAGUAUGAAUCUGUCCUCCGAAAGUACUUCCCUGAGGAUAAGGGACCGAUAACAACCAUCGACCCCAUAGGAAAUUCUCCUGUCAUUGUUGGAAAGGAAUCUCUUAAGAAGAUUGCUCCCACUUGGAUGAAUAUCUCCUUAGCAAUGAAAAAGGAUCCUGAAACAGAUAAAGCUUUUGGCUGGGUGCUUGAAAUGUAUGCUUAUGCUGUUUCAUCUGCUCUACAUGGUGUUGGUAACAUCCUGUACAAGGACUUCAUGAUUCAGCCUCCGUGGGAUACAGAAAUUGGCAAGAAGUUCAUCAUUCAUUACACUUAUGGAUGUGACUAUGAUAUGAAGGGUAAAUUAACCUAUGGAAAGAUUGGAGAAUGGAGGUUUGACAAAAGGUCAUAUGAUAAUGUUGCACCCCCAAGAAACCUUCCCUUGCCUCCACCGGGUGUUCCAGAUAGUGUGGUUACUCUGGUGAAAAUGGUGAAUGAAGCUACUUCAAACAUUCCAAAUUGGGGAUCCUAAAGAGGAGACUGAUUGAAAACUGCCAAGGAAAUAUGGGUUUGCUACUUGAUACGAGUUGGCCCUUAGUAUAUUUUUGGGUGCCAUAUGUGAAAAGAUUGUGAAGAAUAGCAUGUAUUCUACAUCAAUUUGAAUCCCAUGCAAGCCUCUGUAAUCGUUGGAAGUUAGGAAACUGCAAUAUUCUGGCUGGUGAUGGUACUAAAUUGCGAAAAAGAAGCAUGCCUACUUACACGAAUAAAUUCGGAUCAGACUGCCACUAAUGGCUGAUGUACACUAACUUACAGUGUCUUCCAAUACAUAUCCGAUUGCUUGGGUAUUCCUGAAUGUUGUGUCACACUAGCCUUCUUCUGCACCUGGUUAGUUUUGAGUCAUGUAUUAUUUAUUGUUACAGGCAUGUUCGUUUUUCCAUAUGUUUGAUACUUUUGAACAGAUGAUAGUCUUCUCUUCUCGCAUGGAAAAGAAAAUAAUAAUAUGGGCAAUUCUAAAAA